ACCCAGGGAGAUUGGUGGGCUGUCCGAGCUCGCCGACCUCUACCUCGACGUCAACCAUCUCGCCGGGCCCGUGCCCGUGGAGAUUGCCGCCAUGGGGAACCUCCAAGUGUUGCAGCUGGGUUACAACCAGCUGACAGGAAGCAUACCACCCCAGCUGGGAAACCUGAAUAAGCUGGCUGUUCUUGCACUCCAGUCCAACCAGCUGACCGGAGCUAUUCCGGCGACCCUUGGCAGCCUAUCUCAGCUGACACGGCUUGAUUUGAGCUUCAACAGCCUAUUUGGCUCGAUCCCUUCGAAGAUCGCAGACAUUCCGUUCCUUGAGGUCUUGGAUGUUCGCAACAACACUCUAUCAGGGAGUGUUCCUGCUGGCUUGAAGAGAUUGAAUGGAGGCUUCCAGUUUGUGAACAACAAGGGGCUUUGUGGAACUGAGUUCAGUUUGCUUGAUCUUUGUACUUCUUCAGAGGAUGGCCUGAAGCCUAGCAAGCCUGAGCCUUUUGGCCCAGAUGGUACUGUCAAGACAGGUCAAGUUCCCCAGUCGGCAAAUCCAAACACAACGAAAUCUUCAAAGACAUCUGCAGGAGUUCUUAUUGUUGGUGUUGUUGCUGUGGUUGCUGGUGCUGCAUUCUGUGGAAUAUUUGCAUUCUCGUAUUAUCGCCGGCACAAGCAAAAGAUUGGCAGCUCACUGGAGGUUUCAGAUAGUAGGCUCAGCACUGACCAUUAUCAGCAGAAGGAAGUCUGCCGAAGGAGCGCUUCGCCUCUGAUUAGUGUUGAGUACUCAAAUGGAUGGGACACUAUGUCAGGUGGAGGUUGUGGAUCAUCCGGUGAGGUUGGUGAUAGCUUUAGGUUCAACCUUGAGGAGGUUGAGUGUGCAACUCAGUAUUUCUCUGAGGUCAACUUGCUAGGUAAGAGCGGCUUUGCUGCAACAUACAAGGGAAUGCUGCGGGAUGGGUCUGUUGUUGCGGUUAAGAGCCUUAAUAAGACAAGUUGCAAGCAAGAGGAGUCUGAUUUCCUGCGAGGUCUGAAGACACUCACCAAGCUGCGACAUGAGAACCUAGUUGGCCUGAGGGGCUUCUGCUGCUCCAGGGGGAGGGGGGAGUGUUUCCUAGUGUAUGACUUCAUGGUUAGUGGGUGCUUGUCACAGUAUCUUGAUGUUAAGGAUGACUCCAAUGCUAGUGUUCUUGAUUGGCCUACAAGGGUUUCCAUCAUCAGAGGCAUUGCAAAAGGCGUUGAGUACUUACACAGUAAGAAGAGCAACAAGCCAUCAUUAGUGCACCAGAACAUAUCGGCCGAGAAGAUCCUUCUCGACCACCACUUCGCCCCACGUCUGUCUGUCCCGGGGCUGCACAAGCUCCUUGCUGACGAUGUCGUCUUCUCAACCCUGAAGGCCAGCGCAGCCAUGGGGUAUCUCGCCCCUGAGUACGCCAACACAGGCCGCUUCACCGAGAAGAGCGACGUCUUCGCCUUUGGGAUAGUUAUCCUCCAGGUCAUCACAGGCAGGAGGGCGGUCUCACAACUGAAGGUAGGCACAGCGGCUGGUGACCUCGAUGGCCUGAUUGAUCCAAACCUGGGAGGCGUCUUCUCGAGGACAGAGGCUGCCGAGCUCACAGCAGUUGCUGCACUCUGCACAAAUGAAGCGGCGAGCCAGAGGCCGGCAAUGGAGGCUGUGGUUCAGCAGCUCAGCGGCUGA
Messenger RNA from Lolium rigidum, 1687 nucleotides. Its product is annotated as LRR receptor kinase SERK2-like. Gene Ontology annotation, biological process: protein phosphorylation. Lineage: Eukaryota; Viridiplantae; Streptophyta; Magnoliopsida; Poales; Poaceae. Bases 92 to 1687 code for a protein of 531 amino acids. The transcript has 4 exons. Gene Ontology annotation, molecular function: protein kinase activity; protein binding; ATP binding. The record is from RefSeq and is a predicted model, not a curated record. Gene Ontology annotation, cellular component: membrane.